Capsella rubella is the source of this 1203-nucleotide messenger RNA. Its product is annotated as cinnamoyl-CoA reductase 1. Gene Ontology annotation, molecular function: oxidoreductase activity, acting on the CH-OH group of donors, NAD or NADP as acceptor. The coding region runs from base 91 to 1062 and encodes 323 amino acids. The transcript has 5 exons. The record is from RefSeq and is a predicted model, not a curated record. NCBI's taxonomy places the organism in Eukaryota, Viridiplantae, Streptophyta, Magnoliopsida, Brassicales, Brassicaceae.
UGUGUAAUGAACACUCACCCCAUUCAUCAGAAGAAGAGAGAAGUAGUCUUCAUCUAAAACAAAAUUAUUAUCAGAUAAAGCUGAAGAGAGAUGAACAACGGCGGAGGAAAGGUGGUCUGCGUCACCGGAGCUUCCGGUUACAUAGCGUCUUGGAUUGUCAAGCUUUUGCUCCUCCGUGGCUACACCGUCAAAGCCACCGUUCGAGACCCAACGGAUAGGAAGAAAACAGAACAUCUUCUUGCACUAGAGGGUGCAAAAGAAAGACUCAAACUGUUCAAAGCAGAUCUUUUGGAAGAAUAUUCUUUCGAACAAGCAAUCCAAGGUUGUGAUGCUGUCUUCCACACCGCUUCUCCGGUUCUAUUCACCGUCACAGAUCCUCAGAGUGAGCUGAUUAAUCCAGCCUUAAAGGGUACUAUGAACGUCCUUAGCACAUGCAAAAAAACUCCAUCGCUCAAAAGGGUCAUUCUAACAUCUUCAAUGGCUUCGGUUCUUCUUCGUCAACCUCCUGUAGAGCCAAACGAAGUGGUGGACGAGACUUUCUUCUCCGAUCCAAGUCUAUGCAGAGAGACAAAGAAUUGGUAUCUACUCGCCAAGACUUUGGCAGAGAAUGCAGCGUGGCAAUUUUCUAAAGACAACGGAAUCGACAUGGUCGUCCUGAAUCCAGGAUUUAUAAUCGGACCACUCUUGCAACCAACUCUUAAUUUUUCGGUAGAGCUGCUUGUGCAUUUCAUAAAUGGUAGGAACCCUUUCAAUAGUAAAUACUACAGGUUCGUGGACGUGAGAGAUGUUGCCUUAGCCCAUAUCAAAGCGUUGGAGACUCCUUCAGCCAAUGGCAGAUACGUCAUCGAUGGUCCAAAUAUGAGUGUAAACGAGAUUAAAGAGAUUUUGCGUGAGUUAUUUCCUGGUUUGUCUAUUGCUGAUACGAAUGGAGAAAGUGAGAUGAUCGAAGUGAGUUACAAAGUGUGUGUGGAGAAAGUGAAGAAUUUGGGCGUUGAGUUCACUCCUAUGAAAUUAAGCCUUAGAGACACUAUUGCUAGCCUCAAAGAGAAACUUCUCUUAUGAUUUAUGUGUUCGUAUAUAUAUUUAUAAUUAUUGUGUUUUGUUGAAUUUUUAGUAUUACUAGCUAGCGUGUUUUAAGUUGUGGAGACUUUUUAUUUAAAACUAUUAAGCAUUUCAUAAAUAUUAUAAGAUACUUGCCACUAA